Parnassius mnemosyne (clouded apollo) is the source of this 4470-nucleotide messenger RNA. NCBI's taxonomy places the organism in Eukaryota, Metazoa, Arthropoda, Insecta, Lepidoptera, Papilionidae. The record is from the annotation of a GenBank genome assembly.
UUGAACAAAAAGCGAUGUAAUACAUAUUCUACGGACUCAGAUGGAAGCCGACAAGAUAAUGUCACUCCUCGUCGACGCGCGAGAUUAAGUGACAGUUGUAAAAGUAAAUCAAGAGAAGAACGUCAUUGUCGUACACCAACUUCAACUAGAAGCAGAACUCCUUGUCGCGAAUCAGCUGGUGGCAGUCGUACACGCGGGUAUAGAUCCCGUAAGCGUCAUCAAGGUGAACUUCAAGAGGAUCUUUGGCAGCCACCUGUGCCUGAAGGAACGAGAGAACCGUCGCGUCACAAGCCGUUGAGUGAAGCAGGUAUGGAUAGUACGUUACAUAUCUUAUCAGAAUUAGUAAAAUGUUUGUCAUCUAACCGCCCUGACGGUAAUAAGUUUCCUACGUUAGGCAACGUGGUGCCAGAAUUCGAUCCUAUGAUAAAAGGUCAAACAGUACGUAUGUGUUUGCAUAAAGUAGAAGAGUGUGCUAAGUUAUAUAAAUGGGGUGAUGACCAAAUCAUACAUUAUGCAAUACCUAAGCUAUCAGGAGUAGCUAGAGUAUGGUACCAAGCGUUACCCACUAUGUCGUUCUCGUGGUCCGAGUGGAAAACCAAACUUAUUGAAUCCUUUCCCAGUAGUGAUGAUUAUGCUGAAUUGUUGACUGAAAUGCUGUCCAAACGUGUAAGGUAUAACGAGUCCCUAGAACUUUACUUUUACGAAAAGUUAAAUUUACUAAAUCGUUGCGAUAUCAAAGGUAAGCGUGCCGUUGAUUGUAUUCUCUAUGGUAUAGAAGAUCGGUCUAUUAGGUUGGGAGCUAAGGCUGCUAAAUGCCAGGAACCUGAACAAGUUUUAGAAUAUUUUCAAUCAAUUAAACAGCAACCCCGUGAUAACGAUAAAUGUAAAAGCGUUCAAGAUAGAAAAACGGCCUACACUAAUAAUACCCAAUUAACUGGUCAAAGACAGUCGCGUCCUAUGUCUAAUUCGAAUAUUAUUUGCUUUAACUGUAACGAAUCGGGACACUAUAGCUAUAAAUGUACUAAAAAGAUCGUAAAAUGUACGAUUUGCAGUAGGUUAGGCCAUUUAGCUGAAAAGUGUACGAGGGUUCAAACGAACUUCAAAAAUAAAAGUGAUAAUUUACACGAGAAGAAUGUCUUGCAAUUAAAGUAUAAUAACGAGUACGAUAAUAAAUAUAAAAUGCAAGUGAAUGUAAAUGGUAGGGUGAUCGAAGGCUACAUAGACCUGGGUAGCCAGUGUACCUUAAUGCAACAAAGCGUUGCUAAAACGUUAGGCUUGACAUGGACUAUUCAAGACUUACCAUUACUACGAGGGAUAGGUAAUAAUACUAUACUUCCCUUUGGCUUGGCAGCAGUAACUUUGGAGAUUCAGGGAAUUUCUGAUGAUAUAAAAGUUUGCGUGGUUGAUGAUAGUAUUAUCAAAUAUCCUAUACUUGUUGGUCAUGAUUUCACGGAAAAACCUGGAAUUAUUAUUACUAAAACUUUUGAAUCUGUAACUUUUACUCGUAACCCAUCGAAUAAAUUUAAAUUAAUCUUGCAAAGUGACGUGGCGCUUAAGGCAAAUGAAAUGAUUGCUAUUCCAAUACGUUGUGAUAGUGACUACUCGGGAGAUUUAUACGUAAACGGAACGCUACGUGGUGUACCAGGAUACCAGUACUAUUUAUUGCCAGGCGAUUACAGUAUUAGUAAUGGUACUGGCUGUUUAGUUGUUCAGAGUGUUUCGGAAAAUUGUAUUCGCCUGGAAAAGGACUCGUUGGUGACGCGUGCAUUACCUUUGAAUCGUACCAUUGAUGUAAGCGUUUUAAACCUUGAUGAUCCCAGCGCAGAAUCUGAUCUUCAUGUUGGUGAACAAUUAACUAGCGACGAAUUAUCAAAGUUAAAAGAUCUCCUUAAACAGUUGUCAUACCCCGAACGAGCGGAAGUUAGAUCGAUGGUACAAGAAAUGCUUGACGCAGGCAUCAUACGUGAAUCCAGUUCUUCAUAUGCAAGUCCAAUUCUACUUGUUAAAAAGAAAACUGGGGAAAAGAGACUGUGUGUUGAUUAUAGGGCCCUAAAUAAUAAAACACGAAAGGAACAUUACCCGUUACCAUUGAUCGAUGAUCAAUUAGAUAUGUUGUCGGGAAAUUCUCUGUUUAUUACUUUAGAUUUGGCAUCUGGGUAUUACCAGAUACCUAUAUCAGAGCAAUCACAAGACAAAACUGCAUUUGUGACACCUGACGGGCAGUAUCAAUACACGCGCAUGCAUUUCGGUUUGGCUAAUGCGCCUUCAUUAUUUCAACGUACGAUGAACAAGAUAUUAACUAAAUCUAAGGUAAAGUACGUACUCGUUUAUAUGGACGACGUGCUUAUACCGGCACGAAAUUUCGAUGAAGGUCUUGGUCGGCUGGAAGAAGUUUUGGGGUUACUACGCGAAGCAGGUUUAACAUUGCGACUAAAAAAAUGUUAUUUCUUCUUCGAAGAAAUAGACUUUUUGGGUUUUCGGGUAAAUGGCAAGGGUAUACGCCCGGGACCCCCACCACAAAAUGUUCACGAGCUGAGGAGAUUUAUCGGGCUUACCAGCUUCUUUAGACGCUUCGUUCAAAAUUUUGCUCUUAUAGCACGACCUCUUACCGAUCUUUUAAAGGCAAGUUUUGAGUGGACUUGGACUCAUGAGCAUAUAAAAGCAUUUGAGACGUUAAAAAAGAAGUUAGUGGAAAGACCGUUGUUGGCGCUCUAUGAUCCCAAUUUGGAAACUGAAUUGCACACAGAUGCGUCGAAACAAGGCAUUGCCGGAAUACUCAUGCAAAUGGGACGGGAUGGAUUGCUCAGACCGGUAGCGUAUUAUAGUCGGAAAACUACCACGGAAGAACAGCGUCUCCAUUCCUUCGAAUUAGAGACUCUUGCCGUCAUCAACUCACUUAACCGAUUUCGCGUAUAUCUUUUAGGUAUAAAGUUUAAAAUUGUUACCGACUGUAAUGUGCUACGAACCACGCUUACGAAAAGGGAUUUGAUACCCAGAAUAGCACGUUGGUGGGUGCGAUUCCAGGAAUACGACUGCAAUAUUGAGUACAGAGCAGGGUCACGAAUGACACACGUUGAUGCUCUAAGUCGUAGCCCUGUGAACGAACCCUCCAUCGAAGAUGAAUCGCGGGUGAUUGAUGUUUUACAAAUCGAUGUAAAGGACUGGAUCGCAACAGUUCAAAGUAAUGAUGAUGAAAUUAAGGGCAUUAAGGAGGUACUACAAGAUAGUCGCACGAAAUCCGUUGCAGAUAUUUAUAAAAAUUACCAGUUAAAAGGAGACCAUGUUUACCGUAUAGUUGAUAAUAGUAUCCGCUGGGUAGUACCGAGGCCAGUAAGGUGGCAGGUAUUACGUAUGAACCACGACGAAGUAGGACACUUCGGUUUUGAUAAGACUAUUAGUCGUCUGCAAGGUAUGUUCUGGUUUCCCAAAAUGAGGCGUUUUACAAAAAAAUAUGUAACAUCAUGUCUCGAAUGUGCUCAUCAUAAGGCCCCAGGUGGAAGGAAGGAAGGUAUGCUCCAUCCCAUUCCCAAAAUUGAAGUACCGUUCCAUACACUACAUGCCGAUCAUUUAGGCCCUUUUGUACGAUCUCGAAGAGGCAACACGUACAUUUUGGUCAUUGUAGAUGCUUUCACAAAAUUUAUAAAUAUUAAACCUGUUAGGGACACAAAAUCUACAACCGCAAUUAAAAUAUUCCGAGAACAUUUUAGCUAUUUUGGAGUCCCAUCCAGACUAAUAACAGAUAGAGGCACAUGCUUUACGAGCGCAAAAUUUAAGUCAUUCACAAGGAGCUUAGUUUUGAAACAUAUAUUAAAUGCAGUUGCCACACCGCGGGCCAAUGGACAAGUGGAAAGGUACAAUAGGACGAUAUCGGAUGCUUUAAGUACUAAAUGUCAUGGUAAAAAUGAUAACACCUGGGAUGAGUACAUAGCUGAUAUACAGUUAGGAAUGAAUACAACAGUGAACAGGGCAACUGGCAAAAGUCCUUCAGAGUUAUUGUUCGGUUAUAAACUAAUGAAUGUGUCAGAGACCAUUCUCGGAGAUGUUAUAAGCCCGACAACUGAAUACACGCAAGGAGAAAAUUUAGUGGAAAUGAGAUCUGCAGCGAGUGAUAGAAUAGAGAAGCAACAAGAAAAUUCAAAAAGAGCAUUUGAUGAACGGAGGAAACACGCAACACAGUAUAAAGAAGGCGAUUUAAUUAGAAUUGAGAGAACAGUUAUUGAUAGAGAACACUUAGGGAAAUCAAAAAAAUUAUUAUCGAAAUUUAAUGGCCCCUAUAGGAUUAAGAAAUUACUACCGAAUGAUAGGUUUCUUGUUGAGGAUACGCCUUUAACCAGAAAAGGGAAAAGGCGGUAUGAAAACGUAGUAGCUCUGGAUAAAAUACAUCCUUGGUUAAAUUAUAAAGCUAUUUCAAGCGGAAGCGACAACGACCAUAGUGAUAGUGACGCUGGUACCGACUUAAGUAAUGAGUAA